Molecule: messenger RNA, 1486 nt
Organism: Zootermopsis nevadensis
Lineage: Eukaryota; Metazoa; Arthropoda; Insecta; Blattodea; Termopsidae
Source: RefSeq, a predicted model, not a curated record
AGAGCUCUGCUGUGAAUCGCUUCUAGAAGACGUGCGUCGUAGACAAGAUAAUUUUGUGCUGGUAAAAACGUUUUAUAAUAUCACAGGUUAACGAAACGAGAAUGACCACACCUAAGACUAACAGAGCGACAGAUCGCCUACAACAUGAGUAUUUGCUGUUGAAGAAUGGUCCAGUUCCCUAUGUUGUAGCAGAACCGAUACCAGGUAACAUUCUAAAAUGGCAUUAUGUUUUCACAGGACCAGAGAACACUCCAUACGCUAGAGGACUGUAUCAUGGGAAACUAGUGUUUCCAAUUAAUUAUCCAUUCGAAUCUCCUAGCAUAUACAUGAUCACUCCAAAUGGAAGGUUCAAGACCGACACGCCUCUCUGUUUAUCUGACGCCUGGACCCCUGUCUUGAGUGUGCCCACCAUCCUCACAGGAUUCCUCAGCAUUAUGAUUGAGAGAACUCCAACACUGGGAAGUAUCGAGUCAUCCGAAUAUGAGAAAAGACAGCUGGCUGGUCAGAGCUUGGAGUUCAACCUCCGAGAUAAUGUGUUCUGUGACCUGUUCCCAGACAUGGUUACUAGUAUCAAGAUUGAACUUGAAAGACGGGNUGAAGUGGAACGAGCUGCUCAAAGCAACCCCCAGUCUGUAACAUCAGAUGAACUUGAAACACAGGCUGAAGUGGAACGAGCUGCUCAAAGCAACCCCCAGUCUGUAACAUCAAAUGACAUUGAAGCAUUGUUGCGGAAUCAGUUUGGCCACAAUGACCAGAGUCCAGUUUACAGUACCAUUACAAAACUCUGCGUCGUGAUAGGAUUUGCAGUUUUUUCUUUCAUGGUCCAUUACGUGCUGAGGGUUAUCUUUACAGAAUGAAGUCGGCCAAAAAAUUAAAACGACAGUCUAUUGCACUGCUGUGUUGUGAUCGGAUGGAAAACUCGUCACUUAUUGUUUUCAUCCCCAUUUUCUUUCCAGACUUUGUGUCUAAUAUUUAAUUUUUAACUUGUGUUCUCAUUUCCGUCUCAUAAAGAGUAUGUACAAUUUGCCUUGCAGGCCUGAAAUUUCUGGUGAAAGAAAAGAUUAAAGGCGUGUACUUAGUAGAGUUCAUGGACUGGAUGAAAUACAAAAUAUUACUUCCUAUACAAGCAUAUGACAGGUAUAUUCAGAAACAUUUAUAAAUAAUUUUCGGUUUCAGGAAAUUCAUCUGUUACUGCUUUGCUGAUUGAAGUAAUUUAAUAAGAACACCAUAACCUUAUGAUCAUACAUUCUAUCUGCAGAAUGUGACUUGCUACAUAAUUUCUGAUGACUUUUAAAUAUUACGAAGUGAAAGUAUUUAUUCUUAUUGAUGCUUAUCUCCUGCUUUGUUUGCCAAAGUUAUGUUCUAUGUUUAAUUUAAUGUGAAAACUCCAGUUUCUUUUCCUUUUGUUUUCAAUGUUACUAUCACAAAAUAUGUGAACAGGGCUGGAACCUACUAUUUUGUAGAAUAAAUUACUGUACAUACAGAA